AAAUAUGUGCAUCUUGCGCAUAGCAUUUGUACUUUUGGAUUCUCCUCAAAGGAGAAUAUUGUUUUUGCUUCUCCCUUGUCAUUUUUUGAGCAUGGCAACGCUGUUUUAUUUUGACUGGCCUCUUAGCAGCUGCUUAAAAGUUAUUUGAGAUGAGCAAAAAUAGGGGUAAGCCUCAGUUGGAAUAAGGGUGAACUGAGUUCAAGCGAGCUGGGUAUAGGGGUUUCCAUGCUUCUCUCAUGUGGAGCGCUAGGCGGACAGAUAUGUUGAAAUGGGCCAGCCCCAUAUCACGGCAAUACUCUGAUAAGCGGUCACCUCUGUCUCUUGUUUCUUAUCUAUCCAAGUUUGCCUGCAAUAACUCUGCUAAUAAGCACCACACCAGCCAUUUGGGUGAUUGCGACGUCGCUCCUCUCACGGAAUCGGACUUCCAGCCAGAUGAGCCCGGGAAUCUUUCUUCCCCUCAAAACGUUCAACUAUUCAUCGAUCUCCGCCGAUUAUGUCUGGUCGUUUCAGAAUGGUUAGAUCUACGACAACCUUCCCCAGCAAUUACCUCAAAUAUAAUGACGGUAUCGAAGCCAGCACUGCAGAGCUUGAGGACUGGUACAAAGGAACUCUCUUCGAUAAUUCAAGCGCCGAAAGAUGGCACUCGGUUUACGAUAUGGAACGGUGUUCUCCACAUAGCCUAUCACGCCCUCCAUUUCCGACUUGCGACCUCCCUGCCCCCCAGGCCAAUCCCUUGCUGCCAGCACUCGGCAACCGUAAGCAUCUCACCAAUCUGCAAAGGCUAGGACGAGCUAGAUAUGCUAGGUUCGUUGUGGAAUUUGGCUAUCCGUGAAUCUGGUCUCGCUAUGGGACAGCAUGCACGGGAGGCAAAUGGAAAGGAUGAUAAAAUUGCUGCAGCUGGGUUGAAAGGCCUACGAAAAGGUCUACCAAUGAUGAGAAAUCUGGGAAGGAGAAGCAGUGAGGCUAAGCAGGGACUCAUGUUUUAUGAACAAGUGAUCAACAAGCGAGCCUCUGGCUGGGAGAGGUAGC
Hyaloscypha bicolor E is the source of this 1029-nucleotide messenger RNA. RefSeq lists its product as uncharacterized. NCBI's taxonomy places the organism in Eukaryota, Fungi, Ascomycota, Leotiomycetes, Helotiales, Hyaloscyphaceae. The transcript has a single exon. The record is from RefSeq and is a predicted model, not a curated record. Bases 237 to 785 code for a protein of 182 amino acids.